AUGGUGGAUGCUCUUGACGAGUUUUUCUUUCGGAUGAGUUUUCAUGAGUUGAGCUUUACCUUGUCAAAUUUUGAUUGGGAAUACCCUUAUCUGAGCGAGAGAUUAUUGGAUUCGGACACUGGACACAUCUUACGUUUGGUACUUCAAAGUACCGAGCAAAGUAUUGCUCGGCAAUUAAAUGGAACUGUUCAUAUUGAUGAUAAUGUAGUACUAACAUGUCAAAUUCUGCACAUUGUACUGGACAAUCCUGAGAUCGUACUGGACAAUCUUGAGAUUGUACUAGACAAUCUUAAGAUCGUACUUAUCUGUAUUAUGUCUGCUUAUACAAUUUCUGCACGAUUAUCUGAAUUCUGUAAGGCUACUCUUCUGAUGUUCUGGGAAAGAGAUGGAAGUCUUGGACUAGCCGUUCAGUGUUGGAUCAUUCCAUUCUGUGUGAUUAUGGAUCUGCUAGAUCCAGAUAUGAUUGAUGGGCAGAGUGCUAGUCAGGCAGCUCCUAUGAGCAGUACUGCCCCAGUGAUGAUGAGCGAGACUCAGAAUAGAGUAUCUACUGUUCGAUUUGAAGAUGCAGAUAUACAUCUACAAAUGUUUCUGAGAUUGAAGCCUUCGAGGUUUGAGGGCACUGUUGAGCCUAGAGCAGUAGAGGAUUGGUUGAGGAGGUUGGAAAAGACAUUUGACGGUAUGCAAUAUCCUCCGGAUAGGAAGGUACCAUUAGCAGUUUUUCUGUUGGAUGGCGAGGUAGAGCGCUGGUGGAUGGGCCAGCAGGAGGAGAAAUUUCAAGCAAAUGCAGGAGAUUUUUCUGAGGUUGGUUCAGGGGAGCGGGACAGUUAUACAUUGGUGAGUACUUCUGCUGAGAAAUGCUAUAGAUUUUCGAGGGGACUACGAGAUAGUCUGAGGCAACCCCUGAAACCAUUUCAUAUUUCUAAUUUCUCUGAGCUUGUGGAGAGAGCUCAUUUGAUAGAGAACGAUCUGAUGGCUACUCAGCAGCGGUGGACUGCUAGUAAGAAGAGGUUCAGUGGUGAUGCUUCUGGCAGUGAUUUUUCUAGAAAGAAGAGAUUUGUUUUUGGAGACUCCAGGAGGAGUGGAAAGUUAGGGUCCACUACUAUUUCUGGUAGUGGUAGUGUGACCAGUUCUGGGUCAGUCAGUGGGGCACCUGUGUGCCAGAGUUGUGGACGAAGACAUUUUGUCCAGUGUUACAGGAUGAAUGGUCAUUAUUUCAGAUGUGGUCAGCCAGGACAUCAGAUAGCAAAGUGUUCACAUGCUAGAUUUGAUCGACGAUCUGAAUCUAGAUCUGAGAGUUUUGUUAGACCUGCCGGUCUAGCAGGAAGGCCGAUGACAGUUCCUCCAUGUACUAUUUCUAAAGGAGGAUCAUAUGGUAGAACUGGUGGUUCAGGUUCUGUAGCGAGGAGACCACCUAGUGGAAAUCAGAGGGAGCCUAGUAGUUCUGUAGCUUCAGCUCCAGUUCAGCUACGUGUGUACAGCUUGAAUCAUCAAGAGGCUCGAGAUGUUCCGGAUGUAGUGACAUGUAUGAUUUUCAUUUUCGAACAUCCCUAUCAUGUUUUGUUUGAUUCUAGAGCCAGUCACUCGUUUAUUUCCGAGCGUUGUUUUGAUGCUUUGCAUUUGGAUUCUGUUAUGCUACCUGUUUCACUUUCCGUUCUUUUGUCGGCUAGGAAUAAUUUGAUUGUCCGGAAGUUUUGUUUUUGUGAGAUUGAUAUUUCUGUCAGAAGAAUGUGGAAGAAGGGUUGUACGGUGUUUUUGGCUUCAGUACGAGAUAUGAAUAUAGAUACAGGUUCUAUUUCUGAUAUCUCAGUUGUGCGAGUCUUUUUAGAUGUAUUUCCCGAGGAAUUGGUUGGAUUAUCUCCGGAUAGAUAUAUUGAGUUCUGUAUUGAUGUUUUUCUGGGUACAGCUCCAAUAUCUAAAGCUUCGUACAGGAUAGCACCGAAGGAACUUGCAGAGUUGAAAGUGAAGGUGAAGGAAGCUGAUGUGAUGAAAAUAGCUUUCAGUACUCGGUAUGGAAACUAUAAGUUUUUGGUUAUGCCAUUUGGGGUAACCAACGCACCGGCUACUUUUAUGGAUCUGAUGAAUAGAGUGUUCAAGGAUUACCUGGAUCAAUCAUGCCAGACAUUUGAGGAGUGUGUUGGAGAUGUUGAGGCAGCACCAAUUGUAGCUAAAUUUUUUAAGUGCGAAUUCUGGCUGAAGAGCAUUUCUUUUAUGGGGCAUGUGGUAAGCGAUGAAGGUAUUUCUGUUGAUCCCCAAAAAAUUCAUGCUGUUGCCAAUUGGCCAAGGCCUACUACAAUAUUUUACAUACGUAGUUUCUUGGGUAUGAUCGGAUAUUAUAGAAAGUUUGUGUCUCAGAUUUCUGCACCUCUGACAAGACUGACUCAGAAGUCAGUAGCUUUUGGUUGGACAACAGAGUGUGAAACUAGUUUUCAGAGAUUGAAGGAUUAUUUGACUUCUGCUCCAGUGUUAGCACUUCCAUCUGGUACGGAAGGAUUUCAGACAUUCGGUGAUGCUUCACUAAAAGUUUUGAGUUAUGUUCUGAUGCAGCAUGGUCAGUAUCAGCCUGGUAAGACUAAUGUGAUAGAAGAUGCUUUGAGUAGGAAAUCAUCUGUACUAUCAUAUGUUCAGCUCACUUCUGAUAAAUAUCUGAUACGAGACAUGAAAAGAUUACAACUGGAGGUGAUUUCCUCUUCUGGUUUGGAUGCUGGCAUUUUGACUCAGAUGAACAUUCAGUCUUCUUUGGAAGAGAGGAUUCAUGAAGCUCAAAAGUCAGACUCCGAAUAUUUGAAGUUGAUUGCUCAUAUUGAAUAUGGUAAGAAACAUGAACUACUACUUUCUGAUUAUGGUAUUAUUUUCUACAAGAAUAGAUUAUGGAUUCUUAUGUUUGGAGAUUUGAGGAAAGAGAUUCUACACGAAUCUCAUCAUUCAGGCUAUACUAUUCAUCCAAGAAGUGGUAAGAUGUACGGAGAUAUGAAAAGUUUUUUUUGGUGGCCUGGAAUGAAAAAGGACAUAGCAGAGUUUGUUUCGAAAUACGAAGCCUAUCAGUUAGUGAAGAUGUCUGAUAUACAUAACGUGUUUCACGUAUCCUCUUUGAAAAAGUGGAUAUUUGAUUUUGAAAAGAAACUUUCUGCUGAUGAUGUGGAGAUUCAGGAGAAUCUGCAGUACAAAGAGGAGCCUAAAAAAAUUUUAGCUUAUGAUGUGCGCAAGUUGAAAAGUAAACAAAUUCAUAUGGUUAAGAUUCAGUGGAAACAUAGAAUAACAAGAGAGGCUACUUGGGAGAAGGAGUCGGAUAUGAGACAGUUAUAUCCGCAUCUGUUCUGA
Messenger RNA from Dendrobium catenatum, 3318 nucleotides. RefSeq lists its product as uncharacterized. The record is from RefSeq and is a predicted model, not a curated record. Lineage: Eukaryota; Viridiplantae; Streptophyta; Magnoliopsida; Asparagales; Orchidaceae. Bases 1 to 3318 code for a protein of 1105 amino acids. The transcript is spliced from 14 exons.